Messenger RNA from Periconia digitata, 1194 nucleotides. NCBI's taxonomy places the organism in Eukaryota, Fungi, Ascomycota, Dothideomycetes, Pleosporales, Periconiaceae. The record is from the annotation of a GenBank genome assembly.
AUGCCUUCCGAUACCAGUAUGUUUUGCCCCGCCAUAAGAAGUGUGCCCCACCCCAACUGUGCGAACACGGCUAACCCACCCUGCACAGAGCGACCAAGAUGCUUCUUCGACCUCUCAAUCGGGGGCCAAAAAGCGGGCAGGGUCGCCUUUGAGCUCUACAACGACAUUGUACCCAAAACGGCCGAAAACUUCCGCGCCCUCUGCACCGGCGAGAAGGGCACUGGCAGUUCCGGGAAACCCCUCCACUACAAGGGCAGUGGGUUCCACCGCGUCAUCAAGCAGUUCAUGAUCCAGGGAGGAGACUUCACACAAGGCAAUGGAACGGGCGGCGAGAGCAUCUAUGGAGAGAAGUUCGAGGACGAGAACUUUGAAGUGCUGCACGAGAAGCCAUUCUUGCUGAGCAUGGCGAAUGCCGGUCCUGGAACGAACGGUAGCCAGUUCUUCAUCACAACCGUGCCCACGCCGCACCUGGACAAGAAGCAUGUCGUGUUCGGCGAGGUCAUCAACGGCAAGAGCCUUGUACGACAGGUUGAGAACUUGAAGACACAAAGCGGUGACAAGCCGCAGCAAGACGCCGUCAUCAUAGACUGCGGCGAACUCAACGACUCGGACUACGAAAAAGCGACCGACAAGGCGCCCGAUUCCACCGGCGACCCCUACGAAGACUGGCCCGAAGACCAGCUCGCCGCAGACACGGAAUGGAAAGGCGAAGACAUCCUCGCCAUCGGCACCGCCCUCAAAGACCUAGGCAACACGGCCUUCAAAGCAGGCAACCUCUCCCUCGGCCUCUCCAAAUACCAAAAAGCAAUCCGCUACCUCCACGAAUACCCUACCCCCCUCGAAAACGAUCCCCCGACCCUCUUCCCCUCCCUCAACGCCCUCAAAGUCACCCUAUACUCCAACUCCGCGUUGCUGCAGAAUAAGUUGAGUCUGUGGAGCGAGGCGGUGGAGAGUACGACCAAGGCAUUGGAUAUCGACGGGAUCCAGGACAAGGACAAGGCCAAGGUGUACUUCAGACGUGCGCAAGCCAAGGUCGGCAAGAAGAGCGACGAGGACGCGCUCAAGGAUCUGGAGCAGGCGGAGAAAUUCGCGGCCGGAGACGCAGCCAUUGUCGCGCUCAAGGAGCAGGUCAAGAAGAGGGUGCAGGAGCGGAGGGAGAGGGAGAAGAAGGCGUACAGGAACGCUUUCGCUUGA